This is a messenger RNA of Dermatophagoides pteronyssinus (European house dust mite), 857 nucleotides long. It is a transcript of the gene Ak3, whose product is annotated as Adenylate kinase 3. Gene Ontology annotation, biological process: nucleobase-containing compound metabolic process. Lineage: Eukaryota; Metazoa; Arthropoda; Arachnida; Sarcoptiformes; Pyroglyphidae. The record is from RefSeq and is a predicted model, not a curated record. Gene Ontology annotation, molecular function: ATP binding; AMP kinase activity. Gene Ontology annotation, cellular component: mitochondrion.
AAAACAGAACAAAAUUUUUUCUCGGUACAUUUUUUUCCAACAAGUUUCUUUCUUUUUUUUUUGUAUUCCGACAAAAACAAAAACAAAACAAAAAGAUGGCAAAUAGAUUUUUUCUUAAACUAGUUAUAUUAGGUGCUCCUGGUUCCGGUAAAGGAACCAUAUCGAAUCGUAUGAUACGUGAUUUUAAUCUUGCAUAUUUUGCUGUCGGUGAUUGUUUACGUGAUCAUAUGAAACAGCAAACAAAAAUUGGUAAUGAAGCAAAACGUUUUAUUGAACAAGGAAAAUUAGUACCAGAUAAUGUAAUAAAUCAAUUGGUUAUAAAUGAACUUUGUGAACGUUUUAAACAAAAAUCCUGGCUAUUAGAUGGUUAUCCACGUAAUCGUGAACAAACAUUAGAAUUAUGGAAACAACCAGAAGAAUUUCGUCCAAAUGCUAUUAUCAAUUUAAUUGUACCAGAUGAUGAAAUUAUUGAACGUAUUAAACAUCGUUGGGUACAUUUACCAUCUGGUCGUAUUUAUCAUAUGAUUUAUAGUCCACCAAAAAAUCCCGGUGUUGAUGAUGAAACUGGUGAACCAUUAACACAACGUAAUGAUGAUAAACCUGAUGUGAUUAAAGCUCGUCUAUUAGAAUUUCAUAAACAAAACGAUGAAAUUGUCAAAUUAUUUCGUGAAAAGAAAAUUGUUCAUGAUUUUGAAGGACGAGAAUCGGAUGUAAUCUAUCCUAAAAUUAAAAAUUUUCUGGAACAAUUCAUUCAAUCAAAUAAUGCUAAAGCAGCCUAAAUUAUAUCAACUUCAUAGUCAAAUUUAUAGAUUUUAUUUUGGUAAAAAAAACUAAAACGUUAUCCUUAAUUUAUAAAA